Molecule: messenger RNA, 6489 nt
Organism: Stereum hirsutum FP-91666 SS1
Lineage: Eukaryota; Fungi; Basidiomycota; Agaricomycetes; Russulales; Stereaceae
Exons: 15
Coding region: 1-6489 (2162 amino acids)
Biological process (GO): transcription initiation at RNA polymerase III promoter; 5S class rRNA transcription by RNA polymerase III
Cellular component (GO): transcription factor TFIIIC complex
Molecular function (GO): DNA binding
Source: RefSeq, a predicted model, not a curated record
AUGGACGAGCUUGUGCAUCACUGCAUGCGUGAGCUUGCGUUUGACGGAGAUCUCGGAUGCGACGUAUUUCGUCUCCGAGACUUCGUCACCGACUUCUUCGCUCAUCAUGCCGCCACACGCACCCAGCGGGUCGACGACGCUUACAUGGCCUUCGUCUGGGUCCUGAUCAUGCAGCAGCCUGCCGUACGCGUCGGGACUGUCCCAUCUGGCGCGAGCGAGGUAUGGGUCGCCCCUCAGAAUGUACAGAAACAGAAAGCAAAGAAGGCCAAGGCUCAGAACGAGGACUUCGAAGACCCCUUUCAGGUCAGUUCGUUGGAGAUUAUAGAGGGUGGUAAGACGAAGCCGAUGAGCGAGUUGGUCGAACGGUAUGGAGCGAGUUUGAGGAUUGCGGUGGACCAUGAGACGUCUUUUGCUGCGAUUACGGGGUCGCAUAUUCGGCCUAGCAAAUUGAGCGACAUGGUCUACUCGGCCCUUCAGCUAAUCGCGCGCGGACGAGAGCACGGGAUGAGCGUCGUUGACUUGGGCAAGAAGACGGGCUACGACCAGAAGACGUGUUUCUAUCUCGUCAAGCAGCUCAUCGACCUCAAUCUCGUCGUCAAGCGCCGCCAGGGUGGCGUCGGCUCCAAUUUUUGCAUCCUGAAGUACUUCUUCGAACGAAGUCCGCUCUGGAAGCCUAUUCGCGAUGAGGAGGCAGCGGCUGCUCUGAGCGUGGAGCAGGCUGUGGCAGGUCCGUCAGGGGAGGGAGGUAUGGACGUGGAUGGCGGUGGUGGCGGUGGAGGUGGCGAGGAGAAUGCUGCACUCCCGGACGGGAUUGUGUUCACGCCGAUUGAUGCGCGCCAUCUCUCCAGCUUGCCUGUGAUCAAGGCGAGGGUAGUCAAGCUCUUGACAUACGCACCGAAUCAUAUCCACCCUUCGCAGAAUCUGCUCAAGACAAUCGGCUUCCUGAAUCCGACGAAGACAGACCGUCGUUUUUUCCAAAGUCGGGUUCGCGAACUCAUCGAACAGGGUAUCAUAGAACGUGUCGCUGUUUUGGACCAUAACCCGAAAUCGACCACGUCGAAGAUACCUUGCCUCCGGCUCAUCACGAACGAGGAGCAAAGUCAUAUACCGCAGGAACAGGAGCAUGAGGAGGCCGUUGUACAGGUUCCAGGCGUGGAGGAGGAUGUCGUGGAUAAUUCCUCUGGCGGAUUCAAGAUGACCGUCACUCUGCAUAAACAGAUAGUAGAUCUCAUCGAGGAAUCUGGUCUGCGAGGGAUGACCUUGAACGAUCUCUGUUCCAACCUAUGCAACUUCGAUAAACGCACCGUCGAGCUUCUCCUCUCCCGACUCGUCAAAUACCCACCUCCUUCCCACCUCGCCGACAUCGGAAUCGCACAGGUCCAAGAGACCUUCGGCCGUGAACGUCGUUUCAGGUAUCACACCGUCGCCUCCUUCCGUGCGAUCAUCGAGCGAGAGAAGUUGCAGGACCAGGACGUCUAUUCUUCCAUUGACUUCUCGAACGUGGGCGGUUUCGCUCCGUUCAGUGCCGACGUGUUCUGGGAGACGGAAGAGGAGAGAGAUGCGCAUGUGGAUGGUAUGAAGGGCACGACGGCACAAAAUGCGUCGAAGAAGGCGGCAGGAAAGAAGGCGAAGAAGAUUAGGGAUGCUGACGAGGCUGAAGGUUCUGCCCCGGUGAGCAAGCCUAAGCGGGGGAAGAAACGGAAAUUGGACGAAGAUGAAGGAGACGAGGCUAUUUCAGAACCACCUGCGAAGAAGAAGAGGGGACGUCCACCGAAGAAGAAGUCUGGUGAGGAAGGCGACGCUAGUGUGGCGCAUGAAGGUACUCCAGGUGCCACACAGGACGCCACGGUAGGGGAGCAGGCUACCACUCCGACCACUCCUGCCCAGACUCCUGCUCCCAAACGUCGUGGUCGGCCACCAAAGGCGAAGGCUGUUGAUUCCCCUGCGGCUGGGGAGGUCGCAACGGACGCCACACCCGUCUCGACGCCAGCAGCCACACCUAAAAGACGGGGUCGACCACCGAAGCGCAAGCAAUCGGAGAUAGAUCAAGCCUCUGCAAGUGAGGAUCCACCACCUGUGAAGAAACGAGGACGACCACGAAAGACCACGACACCAGCUCCUACAGCCGCGCCUGAAGAUAUGGAAACUAUAACAUCGAUCAACGAUACAACACGGACAGACUUAGAACCCUCUUCUUCUCUACAUGGUGUAGAUGGUGUUGAGACCUCCCCAGUGGAACGUCCGCGGUCUUCCAAUCAAACGACCCCAGAGCACGCAGAGGCGUCAGCCCUGACUUGCCCCGAUGACGCAGAGGAGGACCAUAACAUACCCGCAUCGGGUCACGCUGAUCCUUCGCCUUCAACACGUUCACCUGCGAUACAAUCUGCAGUGGAAGAAUCGUUUGACCAGACAACUCAAGCCACUGUUGACGACGCUGCAAAUGAUGGACGCUCUGGAGCAAUCCUUGAGCCACCAUCCAAUAUCGAACAAGACCCCACGCCUAUGGAUGUCGACACAAAUAUCCCUCCUCAAUACAGUGGCAAUCUUCCUCUAUCGCACACUUCCACUGCCGACGACCCAGAAACCUCCAGGCAACCGGCCCGCGUUAUGCAUGAUAUACCCAUCGACCCUGCUCUUCUUUCUGAACCCUCCGCUCCAACAUCGAUCGUUUCGCUUCUAGCAGGCUCUAUCUCUGAACCCAAGCCAAGAGGCCGUCCCAAGAGCAAUGUCUCCCUAUUACGGCGGGAGAACGAGAUUCUACGCGUUGUUGAGAACUACGGCGGCAUCGCGAACCUCAGCUCCAAAGAGUUUCUCCAUGCUCACAGCACCCUGCUGGAGACGAUGACCGCUGCCGGCGAGGCGACGAGUGGUCAGGCCGGUAUCCGAGUCGACAAGCGGACACUAGACCAAACUCUGACGGGCAUGGAGAACAAGGGGAAGCUCAAGAUCCUGAAGACGUCCGUUGUGGCUCCUACUGGUACCAGUCGCCUUGUUCGUGUCGCUUACUUGCCCACAAUCGACAUCGCCAAGGUGAACGAAUUUGUGGUUGAAUUAGGCCGAUCUGUGCCUGUUCUACAGCCCAUGGUUAUGAAGACGAUCGAACAGCCUGCCAAAGACCCUGUAACUUCCGCAUCACGACCACACAGGGUCUCGCGCUUGAGCACCUUAAUUACGGAUUUAGACUCUUCAGGCCAGCCCUCAGCUCCAGAGGAUCCGGACGCAAAGCUUCGUCUGGCAAUGCUCACCGACCCGAACGUGCUCGCUCAACUGUACGGAUAUAUACAUGGCAAGGCUUUGCGAGCUCGAGAAUUGCAUCUCUUCGCCAUACAUGCCUUCGCUAGUCGCAUAUCAUCUUCCCGCAUCGUAUCUCAUGACCACCGGAUACUGAGUUUGCCGUUCUUCAACCACGAUAUUCCUCUUUCUAUGCAUUGUUCGGUCGUAUCCACUCUCGACUACGACGCAGACGUCGAGGCUCUCUUCAAUACGGAGGAGGGCAAACGGACGCCCGUGAAGGACCUUUCGCCCGCCAUUCAUACAUCUCUUCAAGUUGGACGAUCAAGAGCACGCACACGUAUACUAAAUUUACUCGAGUUGCUAUACGGGUUGAAGAUAAUCACUCCCCUUCAGCCAUCGACGGCUGAGAAUCCUGCAUUCGUGUGUGGCCCAAACGACGACCAUCCUGUGGCGUUCGAUCCAGUGCCAGAUCCCUGGACUAUGACGAGUCUCGCCUCCGCACCGGUCUACUGGAGAUUCAACGACGUCGCUCCCAUUUCACUGUGCGUCCUUGUCGAGGAUAACCCCCCUCUAUGGAAAAACGUAGACAUCAAGGACGUUGACCAGUCGAAGGCCUUCUGGGGUGAUCUGGAGCGGGCUUCUUUGGACCGUGCUUUCGCCGAGAAGGUGAAGUUACCUGCCUCCGGGAGUACUGCAGGAUCAGCAGAGGCGAGACGCUCCAUACGUCGCAAGUCUGCAUGGGUCUCGUCUUACGAAAUGUCCCCGAAACAAACCGAGUAUCUCAAAGGCUUCACCGACCUCUCCACUGGAAAUACGCCGCUUCAGGCUGCGAAUAGCGACGGUAUCCUCCAAAGGCUGCAUCGAGUCACCACUGCUCCCCUUCCCGUUAUACGGGACUUCUUCACCAGGGACCAUGCGAGAGUGCUCAACGAGUUGGAGAAAGCACGUCGGCGAGCUGCGGAGGCAAAACGAUUGGAGGAACUCAACAAACAAGCGGCGGAUGACAGGAAUCGGCUCGCGGAGAAGGCUGCUCAUGCAAGGGCUCAGAAGGCCCAGGAUUGGGAGGAUAUGGUGAAGCGCAUUCAUCCUGAAGAGCUCAAGGGUACCACUGCGAUACGGGUAGGGCAUGUCCGUGCGAAGUUCCUGCAGUCUGGAGGGAAAAAUAUUGCGAAGUGGGAAGCUGAAAUCGUUCAAGCCAUCGCAGAAGCUCGUAGAGCGGCGGAGACCGUCCUUGCCUCUGCAUCAAGGACAGCUCUGCCAACACUGGCGCCACUUCCGGUACCAGCAACAGCCAGUGGUGCGACAGUGCAUGAACUUAUAGCGAAGCAGAAGAAGACGCAGGAACCCCUGAAGGCCCCUCCACCGAAGAAGAAGAAGGGAAAGAAAACCGCACAGACGGAGGAACCCCAGCCUAAAGCACCUCAACUCCGCAGACAUCGCUUCCAGUGGAACCGCGAAUAUGACGAACUCCUCCGGGAUGCUGUCAUUAUCAUCAAGGCUCGAUGUCAAAGUAAUCGUAUAGAAUGGUCUGCCAUAGAUCAGGUGUUCCCAUCGUCUCCCAGAAACUCACUUCGGCAACGUUGGAAUUAUCUUCGAGAACAGCCUACUGCAGAGGCUUACCUCAAGCGCUUGGAGGACUGGUGGCAUAAUUUAUGGAUACAGCAUCGAGGGUCUUCGCUUCUUCCCGAUCCCGAUCCAGAGAGUGCCACUAACUUCAACCUCGUUCAACACGUCGAAUUCCUGCGUAAGCACGUGGACAAGAACGCUCUACGAGUCGGGUUUGUGCAACCAAACGCGACUGUUCAAAAGGUCGAGCUACCAGCGGACCUCACCGCUCUCAACACUCGAUGGGAGAUCGAUGACAAGAGCGCCAACGUGCCUACCUGGGAUUUCAUGUGGAAUAUGGUCGUCGAAGAAGGCCGCGAGAAGACCUUCCUCCAGAACGCCUUCGUCUGUGGAUUGGAGCACCUUCCAGCGACGCCUGAAGCUCCGAACGACACCAUUCAUGUCGCCGAAUCUGCGUUGAAGAUGGUAUUUGGUACGCCGCAUGAAGGCUACGAUUCGACAAGAGCGUCGGCCCUCUUGCACGAGGUCGGAGAGCAGCCGAUAUCCAUUGCGAAAACUAAUCUUCUCAGUCGGGGCAUCCUUUCAAAACUCGUCAAAGAUCCCAGUCGGCCCAGGCCAGGAAGGGCGUUCAAGAUCUCGGAAAUAAACCAAAACGCGAUCGGAGGUUCCAUCAGUCAAGACACCUUUCAAGACGGAGCUGCUCUUGAGGCGGUCUUUGAAGAGAAUGAGGAUGACUGGAGGGAAUGGCCCUUACUUUCCAGCGACGGUGACCUCGCUGCUUUAGUUCAAGCUACGUCAGAGAAUCAGGUCGACUUCAAGAUCGAUACUUCGCAGCCUCAGUUUCAUCGGCAAACGCUUGAAUGGAAUAGUAAGAAGGCUGACGACGACCAAAUUGAGACGGCACUGUUUGUUCGGGCCCGUGACACAUUCUGCGCAUCGCAGCAAGUAUCUGCCUCCCCUCCUCCGGCAGCGGAGCAUCCUCCAAUGGCGAUCGCCACGACUGGCGAGCACGGGAAGACGGCGGAAGGAAACACUGCUUGUUGCAAGUUAUCUUCGGACGGUAUCGUGGACUGCGAUCAGUGUAUGCGAGCCGAGCUACACAGUGUCACUUCGAGCUUGACAGACCAUGAGAAAGAUAUCGCAUCAAGUAUCAUGGAGGUCCUGCAUGAUGCGGGAGCAGCUGGGGUACCCAAGAGACAAUUCCUAGUGUCUUUGACAAAUUUCUCGGAGGACAAUGUCAAAACGACGAUUGAGAAAUUAGUCAACGCAUCGAUGCCUCUGCUGUUCAGCACUGGCUACUCGUCCUCGGUGGUGGUCUCCUCGGCGUACGCUCACCAAUGGACCGUCACCGUAUCAGAAGAUCCACCCACCAAAUUGUUUCCUCGACGGUGGCUCGAUAUAUCUGGCAUGAAAGUACCUGAGGUCUGGGAUGCUGCUCUUCGUGCUGUCAUGGGUCAGAUCGUCUUCCGCCCAGGAAUCUCGCAGACUGAACUUCGCUGGAGGUUGCGCUCGGUAUACGAUAGGCAGGAGAUCAUAGAGCUGCUACGAAACGUUCAGGAAGCGGGCUUCGUCGAACGUAGGCUCGGGCCAGGCCAGAGACUCGCGUACGACGGACUGCUCCAGCCGGACGAAGAGGAGGAGAAGAAUAUGUUCUGGUUCUUGGGGAAGAGGCACUGGUAUCAGGUCUGA